This is a messenger RNA of Lates calcarifer (barramundi perch), 1548 nucleotides long. RefSeq names its product mitochondrial uncoupling protein 3. Lineage: Eukaryota; Metazoa; Chordata; Actinopteri; Centropomidae. Gene Ontology annotation, biological process: mitochondrial transmembrane transport; response to cold; adaptive thermogenesis. The transcript has 7 exons. Bases 178 to 1098 code for a protein of 306 amino acids. Gene Ontology annotation, molecular function: oxidative phosphorylation uncoupler activity. Gene Ontology annotation, cellular component: mitochondrial membrane. The record is from RefSeq and is a predicted model, not a curated record.
CAGUAACGCCUCUCUGUGGAUGUCAUAAAAAAGCCAGCCAGAAAAUAUAUAAAUACAGAGCAAAAGAUGCUUCUGUCCUUUUUGUGAACUGGGGCCCUUUAUGGAUUAUAAUCUGGCCCAGUAACAAACAACUGAGACUCUAAAGGAACCUUAAAUUUUAGUCUAUUAGAAGGAAACAUGGUAGGACUUAAACCCUCAGACGUUCCCCCGCCACUGGGAGUGAAGAUGGCGAGUGCUGGAGCCGCAGCCUGUAUAGCUGACAUUGUCACAUUCCCUCUGGACACAGCCAAAGUCAGACUACAGAUUCAGGGAGAGAAGAAAGCCGUGGAAGGCAUCCGGUACAGGGGAGUGUUCGGUACGAUCAGCACCAUGAUCCGAACGGAGGGGCCCAAGUCUCUGUACAACGGGCUGGUAGCUGGUCUGCAGAGACAGGUGUGCUUCGCCUCCAUCAGAAUCGGCCUCUAUGACAACGUCAAAAACUUCUACACUGGUGGAAAAGACAACCCAAGUGUGCUGGUACGUAUACUGGCUGGCUGCACCACAGGUGCUAUGGCAGUGUCAUUUGCACAACCCACUGAUGUGGUCAAGGUUCGAUUCCAAGCCCAGAUGAACCUGGACGGUGUGGCUCGUCGCUACAGUGGCACCAUGCAGGCCUACAAACACAUCUUCCAGAAUGAGGGCUUACGUGGACUCUGGAAAGGCACACUACCCAACAUCACGAGAAAUGCGCUGGUCAACUGCACAGAGCUGGUUACGUACGACCUGAUCAAAGAGACCAUCCUUAACCAUAACCUCAUGUCAGACAACCUGCCGUGCCACUUUGUGUCUGCGUUUGGCGCCGGCUUUGUUACCACAGUGAUUGCUUCCCCGGUGGAUGUGGUGAAGACCAGGUACAUGAACUCACCACCAGGCCAGUACAAGAGUGCUAUCAACUGCGCCUGGACCAUGUUGACUAAAGAGGGGCCAACAGCUUUCUACAAAGGAUUCGUACCCUCAUUUCUGAGAUUGGGAUCAUGGAAUAUUGUGAUGUUUGUCUCAUUCGAGCAAAUCAAGAGGGCCAUGAUGGUCACCAAGAAGAGGAUCGAGGCCCCGAACUGAGAUUAGUGUUUCAAAGUUUGACUGUAAAACCUGAACCACCACUGGAUGAAGGAACCUAAUGAAUAUCAGUUCUUGUUUUAGCUUUAUUCAACAUUAUUCUCAUCCUGUGGUGACAAAGGAGACAAUCCUUCACUGAAAAAAAAGUACUGAACAAUCUACCUUCCAUUUGACUAUAUGUUGAACGCGUGUGUAAGAAAACAUAUAGUGUUCCUUUUUAUAUUUAUAAUUUGUCAUGAUGAGCCCAGUCCAAAUAUUGUGGGAGUGAAGAUAUGAACACAAGCUUGUAAUAACCUCCUGUGGGAAGUUGUGUUUGCACUUUAAGAUCUGUAAAUCUAAAUCUGCCAGGUACACAUUUCAGGCAGCUUAAACCAGUGCACCUUUGUAUUAAAAAUAACACUGGUGCCAUAAUCAAAUGUAAAACAUGUUUAUGUAAAUCCUAAAUAUAUUUGA